AUGCUGACCACUACUCAUGCCUGGCUUCUGCUCCCUGGGGCAGUCAGUCUCCUAAUAAUUCGGAGUAUUUACCGGCUGUACUUCCACCCGCUGAGCCAUAUCCCGGGCCCUAAGCUGGCAGCCAUUACCCACCUGUACGAGUUCUACUACGAUGUCUGCGCUGCUGGUGGCGGACGAUUUCUCUUCCAAAUCGAGAAGAUGCACCGCAAAUAUGGCCCUAUCGUCCGAAUAACGCCCCGAGAGGUCCACAUCAGCGACCCCGACUUCUACGACGAGAUCUACACCUCAUCCAGCCGUCGUCGCGAGAAAGAUCCCUCCUGGGUCCCGAUCUUCUCAGUCGGUACAUCCAUGAUCUCGACCAUCAGCCAUGAGCACCACCGCUUCCGCCGGAACCUACUAAACAACUUCUUCUCGAAGCGUUCUGUCAUAGACCUAGCACCCAUGAUCCAGGAACGCAUCAACAAGCUAAUCCAGCGGUUCGACGAAUUCCACCACUCCCAAACAGUCGUCCAGCUAGACGAUGCAUUUGCAGCUCUAACUGCCGAUAUCAUCACGUACUACGGCUACGGCAAACUCUGGGGGUUCCUCGAAGAUAAGGACUUCCGGAGUGAUAUCCGCACAGCCGCGACAGAAGUGUCUGGCAUCUGCCACAUUAACCGGUUUUUCCCAUUCCUGGACCCUCUUGUCCGCUCGACGCCGGGGUGGAUGGUGCGGUUCCUGGCACCGGGCAAGACGGCCGUGCUGGACUUCCAGCAAUCCAUUCUGGAUACGGUGAUGGACUCGGCGACGCAAGAGGCGAAGCCGGGUAAGGCGGCGACGACACUAGUGCAUAAACUCAUCGACCCGGAGCUGCCGCCGGAGGAGCGCACGAAGAAGCGUAUAGAGGAGGAAAGUCUUAUUUUCCUGGCGGCGGGGACUGAGACGACUGGGCGGACUUUGACGAUUGCUUCGUACCAUCUGGCGCGGAAUAGGGACGUGUUGCAGCGGUUGAGGGACGAGGUUAGGACGGUUCUUCCGACGGCGACGAGUGUUUGUACAUUGCUGGAGCUGGAGAGACUUCCUUAUUUGACCGCUGUACUCAACGAAGCGCUUCGGAUUGCCACUCCGGCCAUGAACCGAUUCCCUCGUGUUGCUCCUGAUGAGACUUUGGUAUACAAGGACUAUCCAAUCCCACCAGGGACACCCAUGGGCUCAUCACCUUUCCUCAUCCACCGCAACGCCACCAUCUUCCCCAACCCAGAGAAAUUCGACCCCGACCGGUGGAUUCGCACAAAUGGCAAGACUGCAACGGGUGAACGGCUCGAUCGCUACCUGACUGCAUUCACGAAGGGCAGCAGAGCUUGUCUGGGAAUAAACCUGGCCUAUGCGGAACUGUACAUGGCCCUUGCACACCUCGCUCGCAGGGUGGAGUUUGAAUUGCACAAUACUGGGCCGGAGGAUGUCAAGAUUUGCAGGGAGUUCGUCAUUGGGUAUACGAAGCGCGCUGAGCCGCGUGUCUAUGCACGGGUGGCGAGCGUAUUGCAGGACUGA
Molecule: messenger RNA, 1530 nt
Organism: Aspergillus versicolor CBS 583.65
Lineage: Eukaryota; Fungi; Ascomycota; Eurotiomycetes; Eurotiales; Aspergillaceae
Product: putative cytochrome P450 oxygenase
Exons: 5
Coding region: 1-1530 (509 amino acids)
Molecular function (GO): monooxygenase activity; heme binding; iron ion binding
Source: RefSeq, a predicted model, not a curated record